AUGUUCGAGGCGCUCUCGGAGCGAUUGCCCGCGGCGAGCUUCGAGCUCGAUCUCCUCCGUGAGGAUGUCCGACUCGAAGAGCUCGUCUCUCACCCGAUGCGAGCACGCAUCGCGAUCCUGCGCAUUCGGCUGAGCUCUCUUGGAGGAAACCGAAUCGCGCAGCUCGUCGAACUGUGUGAACAGGAGGGCCUGAGGGCGAUCGAUCUGUCCAUGCUCAAGCUGAGCCAGGGCAGCGCCGAGGCGCUCGUCGAGUCGCCGCUCAUGUCGGUCCUGCGCGGCCUCGAUCUCCAGGAAAACGCUAUCAAGGAUAGCGGGAUCGAAGAGCUCGCGAAGUUCGAUGGCGAGACGAUCCUCGAAACACUCGACUUCAAGAACUGCUACCUGAGCGAUGCGCCACUGGUGAAGCUCAUCACCUCUCCGAUCGCCUCGAACCUGCGAAAGCUCCAGCUCUACAACAACAGCUACGUCGGUGAAGCGGUGAUCGAGGCGCUCGCUGAUAAGUCGUGCGAGUUCUCGUUGCGGCGGUUGGGGCUCGCGUCGUGCAAUGUCGAUGAUGACGCGGUCCUCGCGCUUAUGAAAUCACGGCAUGCCGCAUCACUCGUGAAGCUCGACCUCUCGUACAACGAAGACGUCGGAGAUGGCGCCGCCACAGUGAUCGCCAGGGAAUCCAGGCGGUUAGAAAAACUCCACCUCUCGAACACCUCGGUGGCAGAUCGCGGCGCAAAGGCGCUCGCGGCGAGCCCGCACGUCUCCAAACUUCGCGUCCUCGGGCUGCACUGGUGCAAGGUCGGCGCGGAGGGUGCGGUCGCGCUCGCGAACUCAGACCACCUCGGCGCGCUCGAAGAGUUGUCACUGAGCCUCAACAACAUCAGGGCAAAGGGAGCACGAGCUUUCGCGAAGACCACGAAGCUGACCUCGAUGCGCGCGCUCUCCAUCGGUGAUAAUCAGAUCGGAGCCAGCGGCGUGAAGGCGUUCCUCGACUCGCCAAACAUCGCCUGGCUCGACCACUUCAGCCUGCCAGAAGAAGAGGUCUCCGAGGAGCUCUAUGCCAAGAUCAAGUUCUCGCCGCACCUGACCAAAGCGCAACGCUGGAGCUACUGGAACCCCUGUUCUCUCAAAGAGCUCAGGAAGAUGGCAUCGGAGUACAAGAUCAGGGGGCGCUCCAAGCUCGAUCGAGACGAGCUUAUCGAGGAAGAACCUGACGCCACAGGACCGAGGUGCGGUCAGGAUGAAGCCGUGCGCUGCGCGGCGGGGUGGCCGACCUGGCAGCUCGAAGACAUCCAACCGGAGUCACCGCGAUUCGGUCAGACUUAUGGUCUGGAGGCAUUCGAUGGCCAGGUUGUUCUGGUGGCGAACCUCGUGGGGUGGUGUCCUUACUGUCAGUCUCAGGCGGUGAAGCUCGAGCAACUAAAAAGCGAGCUCGCAGCAAAGGGACACGACAACGUCGCCUUCGUGGUGGUGCAUGGCGCGAGCGCGAACAAUGAAGAGGAUCAGCUCGCGCUCACAUCGCGCUGCACGUUCCCCAUCUUGCAGGACACAGACGACGCGGAUGUCUGGGGAGAGAGCAUGGGCGGCAAGGAUGACUUCUUUCUCUACGCGCCCGAUGGCACCUUGCUCGAGUACCUCCCCCCAUCGAGCGGCACCAACCUGAGCAAGGAAGAAGACUACGCCUCGCUCGAGGCAAAGCUCAUCGAAGCCGCUGACUCGCAGUAA
Messenger RNA from Ostreobium quekettii, 1713 nucleotides. The record is from the annotation of a GenBank genome assembly. NCBI's taxonomy places the organism in Eukaryota, Viridiplantae, Chlorophyta, Ulvophyceae, Bryopsidales, Ostreobiaceae.